UCGCUUCCUUCCUCCCGGUGCCAUUUUGAGGACGGAAGCCGCGAUGCCGUCUGUCUGCUGCGCGGUCGGCUGUAAGAACAACAAGUCUCAGAAGAAGGGGAUCAUCUUCUACAACAUCCCCAAAGACCCGGAGCGGCGCCUCAGAUGGAUCGCCGCCAUCGCCCGAGAAAACUGGAGCCCAAACAACAACAGCCGCCUCUGUAGCCAGCACUUUGUGUCAGGAAAGAAAAGUGAAAACCAGUUUGACCCAGAUUAUGUCCCGAGUUUGUUCCCCUAUCAGUCAUUGGAGCAGCAACAGAAAAUCGUCAACAGCUUCGAGCGAUUCCGGAGGCAGUGGGCCAAACGGAAAAGACCGGAAUACACAGAAAACAUGAGCAAUAAUAUCGAACAUAACUACUGCAAGCCCCCACCAAAAACUGUCUGCAAGGGCGCUAUUACCAAAAUCUUCAUGCCAAAAUAAACAAGUCAGUUUUCAUCAUGCUGGCCUCCUGUCACAUGACCCGAAAGGGGCGUGGCUAACUUGGAUAUCAGCUUUUCACUACUUUUUAGUGAAUUGUUUUAGAUCAAAAUGACAAUGGAGGGAUGGGCGAUAUUGACAGAAGAGAUAUGAACAUUUAUUUUUUACAGAGGACGAUACUCAAACAACAAAAAUGUGCUAAAAUGUGCCUUUAAACGUGAAUGUACUGUAAAAUUGAAAAUCACUUUAUAACUGUAUUUGAGAGUUUACCCUGUUUGUUUUUGGGCUCUUUUUGUAGCAUUUUUAGUUGGCAUUUUAAACUCGAGACAGAACCAUAGGCCGAUAUUUGCACUUUACACUUCGGCUGUCAGCCUUCAAUCUCCAGCAGAGGGCGAUAUUUAUUUUUCCCCAACCACCUGCCCAAAGAAUACACAUAAAGCUUUAUUUAAAGUCGAUAGGGGUGCUUGUAGUAAAGUCAAAUUAUAUCAUUUAGGGAAGAUAAUAAAAAUCAGCCCUAUAUAUCAGCCAAAAACAAUCUGUAUCUGCAUCAGACAUGGAAAAAACGUUGGUUGAGCUCUAUUAUAAACAAUACUUAAUAUUUUUAUUCUCUAUAUCCUUCCAUUUUCUUCAUAUCUCGUAUGUGUACUGCACUUUUUGACAUUGGCUAAGUUUGUACAAAGUGUCACGGGUCUUUGCCAAAAUUACUUCUUGAUAAAUAUUUUGAAUAGUCCACCUAAUGAUUAAUGCUUGAAUGUACCGGCCUGUGUGAGGGAGUAUUUCUUACUAUAACAGGGUCAAACUGCAGAUGUUUGUAUUUGUAUUUAAUAUUUAUUACAUUGAAAACUGAUGACUUUUUUUUUACUUUGUCAUUAUGUUUCACGAUUUAGUGUAACCAAUGUCAGUCCUGCUUUUGUGGCCAGUUUCAGUAUCAAUAUUUCAAACUUUAUAGCAAGGCCCAUGAAUUGAAGUUAAAGGUGCACUAUGUAACUUCUAAAGUGGAGGACCCACUACUUGCUUGUUGUCAUUGAGAUGUUUUUUAUUUGCAUGGAAUAUUCCACAGUACAAAAUAAAAUUUUUGUAACAAU
This is a messenger RNA of Periophthalmus magnuspinnatus, 1542 nucleotides long. Its product is annotated as THAP domain-containing protein 11-like. The transcript has 2 exons. The coding region runs from base 44 to 460 and encodes 138 amino acids. Lineage: Eukaryota; Metazoa; Chordata; Actinopteri; Gobiiformes; Gobiidae. Gene Ontology annotation, molecular function: sequence-specific DNA binding. The record is from RefSeq and is a predicted model, not a curated record.